Colletotrichum phormii is the source of this 1746-nucleotide messenger RNA. Its product is annotated as major facilitator superfamily domain-containing protein. The coding region runs from base 1 to 1746 and encodes 581 amino acids. The record is from RefSeq and is a predicted model, not a curated record. Lineage: Eukaryota; Fungi; Ascomycota; Sordariomycetes; Glomerellales; Glomerellaceae. The transcript is spliced from 8 exons. Gene Ontology annotation, cellular component: plasma membrane. Gene Ontology annotation, biological process: transmembrane transport. Gene Ontology annotation, molecular function: transmembrane transporter activity.
AUGGGCUCCGAAACGGUCGGAAUGGCACCGCCGCCGGGCUUUAUCCCCGGAACGAUCCACUUGGUUGAUCUUGAGGGUACGAUGGCCUCACGGCAUGCUGAGGGCAGUGGAAGAGACAUUGUCUUGAUUCCAACACCAUCGAAUGACCCUGAUGACCCAUUGAAUUGGAGCCCUCGUAGGAAAUAUCAGCUUCUAGCAUGCAUUUGCGUGUACUGCCUCGCAGUGGGCAUCGCAUCGGCCGCGAUCUACUCUGUUCUCGUGCCGAUAUCCACCGCGACCGGUCUGACCCUCGCAGACUUGAACUCCGGAACUGGGUACAUGUUUCUGGCAUUUGGCUGGGGUUGUCUGGUAUGGCAACCACUUGCCCAGAAGUUCGGCAAACGGCCCGUGUACCUGUUUACUCUGUUGGGGAGCAUGGCCAUCAUGCUGUGGGCUCCAUAUGCUACCACCAGCAGUAAUUGGAUUGCGAACAAAAUUUUGCAGGGAUGGAUCGGGGCCCCUAUAGAGUCUCUUUGCGAGAUCUCCAUUGCUGACGUGUGGUUCACACACGAGAGAGGUACUUACAUGGGCUUUUAUGCCCUGUUCUUAGUGGGGAGUAACUUCCUUGCACCAGUCAUUGCCGGAUUCGUGAAUGACGGCCAAGGCUGGGAAUGGGUUCUACACUGGUGUGCCAUAUUCUGCGGAGCUGGCUUCGUCAUAUGUUUCUUCUUUAUGGAAGAGACCAACUAUCAGCGCACGGACGUGUUGACAGCGGAACCCUAUCAAGUAGACUACACAUCAUCAGCACUCGAGAAAGGGUCCAAAGAUCCAUCCGACUCGGAUCGAGUCGUCCCUGUCCAGACGCCCCCCAGCCCUGAACUGAUAAUGACGAAAAAGACGUACCUCGACAAGCUCAAAAUGUUCGGAAACAAAGACAUCAACCACCACGCCUCACUUGUAGAAAUGGUGGUUAGACCAUUUCUUUACUUUCAAUUCCCAUCAAUCGUAUUCGCCGGCUUCAUGUAUGGAGCUGUCGUUUGUUAUUUCAACGUUUUGAACGGAACUGCAUCUUUGAUCUUAUCGAGCUCGCCUUACAACUUUAAGUCAAGCAUUGUUGGACUAUCGUACAUAUCCUGUUUGAUCGGAGUCGGCAUUGGAACAGUGUACUCCGGACUCUUCGGCGACAAGUUUGUCAUCUGGAAAGCGCGCCGUAACAACGGAAUCAUGGAACCUGAGUUCCGUUUGUGGCUCUUCACGGGGCUGUUGAUCUGCAUCCCAGGUGCACUUCUUCUCUGGGGAGUUGGGGCUGCGCAUGAAAUCCACUGGUUUGGCCUAGUUUUUGCAAUGGGAGUCUUCGGUGCCGCCAUCACUGCCGGCAGCCAGCUUUCAAUCAGCUAUUGCAUUGACUGCUAUAAGGAGUUGGGCGAAGACGCCAUUGUCACCGUCAUCCUAAUCCGCAACACCAUGUCUUUUGCUGUUUCCUAUGGUAUAACCCCUUGGGUAGAAAACAUGGGGUAUCAAAACGCAUUUCUAGUUGCUGCGUUUGCUGCCCUGGCACAGAUAUCGUCCUACUUUGCCAUGACCAAAUGGGGACGGCAGAUUCGUGCAGCGAGUUGGCCCACCCUCUACCCCUACAGCCGCCAGGAGCCCGUAGGACCUAUAGGGUCCCUCGAUCGCUACUUCAAGGGGUUAAUCACUGACUCUGAAGGUUUCCAGGCCUUCCUCUACGUGACAGACUUCUUCCAGAAGAUCUGCCCGCGGUACUAG